Molecule: messenger RNA, 1413 nt
Organism: Pyrenophora tritici-repentis Pt-1C-BFP
Lineage: Eukaryota; Fungi; Ascomycota; Dothideomycetes; Pleosporales; Pleosporaceae
Product: PLDc-2 domain containing protein
Molecular function (GO): catalytic activity
Source: RefSeq, a predicted model, not a curated record
AUGCUGCCGACUACACGUACCCCCAGGUCCCGUUUCGACGAACCGUUCAUAUCCGCGCUGGAUGCUGCUGCACCAGAGAACGCCAACGAUGAUCCCAGCUACUACGCCCGCUAUCCGCGCUCGCUUCUCACCACAUCGAAUCUCGAAACAUUUGUGACUGGUACCGGGUCCGCUAUCUACGAUUCUCUUGUGCCGCUCUUUGAAUCCACUAGCCACGAGCUUAUUCUCGUCACCUGUUUCUGGGCUCAGUCAUCAACACUACAAACACUAAAUGACGUACUUCGAAGACUUUCUGACAAAGCUAUUCGGAGAGGCACUGAGAAAAUCAGGGUUAGGCUAUGCUUCUCUUCCAGCUCAAUCUUGCAAAAGCUAUUCCACAAGCAGACCACCGCAGGCCAAACCUACGACUCCUCGUCCUGGGUGAAGAAGCUGGGUCUACCUGAUGCUUCCGAUCUCCAUGGACUGGAUUUAGAUAUCAAGUCCAUUUUCAUCUUGCCGUUUAGCGUCAUGCAUCCCAAAUUCAUCAUUGUGGACCGAAAGACGGUUGUACUGCCGAGUUGUAACAUUAGCUGGGAAGAGUGGUUCGAGGGUGCCAUUUCUCUCACAGGACCAGUGGUUGACCAGUUUCUCAAGUUCUACCGUACCUUUUGGGAACAACGACUGGAUGACCCUACUGUUCUUGAAGCUGUAAACCAUGCUUCCAUCAAAGAGGAUCCCGCGCUCAAGUCGUUUGUGCAUCUCUCAGCUCCAGACAUACACACAGUCUUCUUGCCCAGUCCGCAUCGUCGGAACCCGCAAUUCUACUUUUUCGGACUACAGGGAGACGUGAAAGCGCCGCCGACGCCGUUGAACGUUUUCAUACUCACACUUUUCGACAAGGCAGAAAAGAGCAUCCGCAUCCAAACACCAAACUUCACUUCGCCACCGGUUCUAUCGGCGAUACUCAGAGCACUUGCUCGCGGUAUUGACGUCCGUAUAUUGACUUCAGAGCGCCUUAUGAUACUCGAGCAAUUAGUCACGGCAGGAACUACGACAUCACGCUGCAUCAAUGGGCUUAUCAAACGCUACCGAAAGCUCUCUUCUGAUAUACUUCAAGCCACUGAUGAAGAGUCACCCAUGGCUGCUUUCCGACCCGGUAGCCUUCACAUAUCGUACUUUGAUGCAAUUGGAGGACCACGAAGCAGGGGAAGAGAAGGGGGAGAGCCGCAACAGUCCCAUCUCAAAAUGACCAUUGUAGACGAUGAAGUGCUUGUCCUGGGCUCUGGAAAUCUGGACCGUGCUAGUUGGUUCACGAGCCAAGAGCUUGGUGUUGCAUUUUUCGACAAAGACGUGGCACUCAAAGUAAAAAGCGCAGUGGAUGCUGGCAUCGAAGGGAGGAGUAGAGUUGUGUUCGAUAGUGAGGUAUUACACUAA